Alternaria incomplexa is the source of this 1104-nucleotide messenger RNA. RefSeq lists its product as uncharacterized. The transcript is spliced from 4 exons. The record is from RefSeq and is a predicted model, not a curated record. Lineage: Eukaryota; Fungi; Ascomycota; Dothideomycetes; Pleosporales; Pleosporaceae. Gene Ontology annotation, molecular function: hydrolase activity, hydrolyzing O-glycosyl compounds. The coding region runs from base 1 to 1104 and encodes 367 amino acids.
AUGCAGCUUCUCAAGUUCUUUCUCCCGCUAGCCUUGAGCGCACCUUUCUCGGCGGCGCAACCACUCGAUGAGAGAGCGAUCUCUUCGAGCUGGGCUGGGGUCAACUCGUACUUCCUUCAUGCCUACCAGAAGACUGAUCGUCUAGCUGUACUCGACGCGGUCAAAGAUGCGAAACUCAAGACGCUGCGUAUCUUCAUCUCUCCCACGCCUCAAAACAACAAAGACACUGGCUCAGUCAACAUGCCCGAUAUCGAGCCACAGCAGGUCGGCACAUACGACGACACCCAGCUGAAGGCCAUUGAUCAGCUGAUGGUCGAGGCGCAUGACCGAGGUAUCAAGCUCAUCAUCGCUAUGCAUGAUCGCUAUCAACUGGGCUGCUGGGGUAAUGAUACAUACGUGUCGAAGUACAAACUUCCUGCAAUCGACUGCGCGAGGACGCCCGCCGCUCAGAACGACGUGACAUUCUUCUACCAGGACGCAUCGCCCAUCUUCGACUUCGACAACCGCCUCACACACAUUCUUCAACACAAGAACGCGUUGCUCUCGGGCUCACCGCAAUGGAAGGAUCUGUCAGACUAUAUCUUCUCGUUCAAUAUCCAGAACGAGGGACAGGGACAUCUGCGCAACAACAUUGCGCCUGCGCCAGAAUGGUGGUGCAAUCGAAGCAAGAAGAUGCGAAGCAUCAUGGGCAGCAGCGCCAUUCUUAUCUCGACAGGCGGUGGAAACGAAUUCCCCAACUCCGACAUCCCCGAGAACUGGAGCUGCGCGACUCUCGAUCUCGUCGACAUCCACUCUUACAGCGGCGUAUCCGAUUGGCGCAACAAAGCGCCCAUUGCACUGCAGCACGCCCAAGCCGCCAAGAAGCUCGUGCUGUUCGAGGAGUUCGGUGCGUCUGGUUCCAACAAGGCGAGCGUGGUGGGUCAGCAUAUCGACAUCUUCAAUGGUCUCAAGGUGCCGUGGAUGAUUUGGCAGAUCAACAAGCCGGGUAAAGGUGCUGCGGACUUUGAGUUCUGGACGAAUGAAGACACGUUUGGGGUUGUGAAGCAGGGGAGUGCUAAGGCUUUGGGUAUUGCGGCGGCUCAGACGUUUCCCAACCUUGUAUAA